This is a messenger RNA of Penicillium concentricum, 990 nucleotides long. Its product is annotated as SET domain-containing protein. Lineage: Eukaryota; Fungi; Ascomycota; Eurotiomycetes; Eurotiales; Aspergillaceae. Gene Ontology annotation, molecular function: protein binding. The transcript is spliced from 2 exons. The record is from RefSeq and is a predicted model, not a curated record. Bases 1 to 990 code for a protein of 329 amino acids.
AUGUCCGCAGAUCAUCCGUAUGGCCGCCUUCUGGUGCCUGAUGAAGUACCAUUUGAGCUGAGGCCUUCGCCUGGCAAAGGCUGGGGUGCUUUCGCCACACGACGCAUUGGCCGAGGAUCCCUCAUUUUGAGCGAAAUGCCAACCUUCGUUAUCCGGAUGUCACAUACAGAAAUCACGGAUGAUCAUGUUACUAUGGCCUUUCAAAAAUUGUUGCCCAGCCAGAAAGCACAGUUCUUACUCCUUCGUGACAAUGGGUCAAGCCAUUUUACAAGUAUGAAUGAAGCUUUCGCGGAAAACUCGUUCAACAUCGCAAAUUCAGACCACGGCGAGCCCGAAACUCAUGGUCUCUUCCCACUUCACUCGCGCUUCAACCAUUCUUGUGUACCCAACUCAAAAAUUCCAACUAUUAGUGGAGAGAUCAUUUCAAGCUUUGCCACCAGGGACAUACACGCUGGUGAGGAGAUCAAUUUCUGUUAUGAAACGGAUUUCGAAGGAAGGACUAGACAUGAGCGUCAUCAGGCUCUACGUUUUACCUGUAAUUGCGUGGCUUGUCUACGGGGCACUCCCUUCCAGAAACUUAGUGAUAUCCGACGGCGAUUGAUUCGAGGGCUUCAGUAUCUUGCGCGUGGCGCAGACUUGGAUGGGAAGAGACAGAGUUCGCGCUCUAUUAUCGUCGACUCUAAACUGAAGAUGAUGGCAGAAACUUUCGCCAUACCUCUUUCAUCUAGAUUGAUCUAUGCCCUCCUGUCAAUCUUCUUUCUAGAAGAAGAGGGCUUGCUAGAUGAUUUCAUGGACGCAAGGCUAAGACCAAGCUUAACCAAAACGGCGCAAUUGUUCAAGUCAAAAAGCAAUCAACGCAUUGUUAGACUAGCUAUGGAACAGAAAACGUGGCUAAAAAAAGUGCAAGUUGGAUGCGGACUAUAUGGCCGAGAAGAUGCUGCCGAUUAUGAAGUUACUCUAGCGCUACGAAGAUUGCGCCCAUUUUUGUAA